Messenger RNA from Metarhizium brunneum ARSEF 3297, 753 nucleotides. NCBI's taxonomy places the organism in Eukaryota, Fungi, Ascomycota, Sordariomycetes, Hypocreales, Clavicipitaceae. The record is from RefSeq and is a predicted model, not a curated record.
AUGCCUCCCACGAUCCAUCUCGUCCGCCACGCCCAGGGCUUCCACAACCUCUGCGUGGAAAACGAAUCCCUCCGCGACCCGGACCUGACUGCCCUCGGCGAGCAGCAGUGCGCCGACCUGCGCUCCGCAUUUCCCUCGCACGCCAGGCUCACCGGGCUCGUGGCCUCGCCGCUCCGGAGGACCAUUCAGACGUGCGACUUGGCCUUUGGGGGCGCCGACAAGCUCUACCCCAUCGUGCUGCUCGACACGCUGCAGGAGGUCUCUGGCGCGCCGUGCGACACGGGGUCCAGCAAGGCCGCGCUGCGUGCAGAGUUCGGCGACAAGAUCGAUCUGCAGCGCGUGCGGGACUCGUGGACGGAAAAGGGCGAGGGGAGUGCGUUUGAGCCGACCAUGGAGGCGCUCAUGGCGAGGGCCAAGACGGCGAGGAGGGCGCUGAGGGAGAUGGCGGGCGAUGGGGACGACGAGAUUGCCGUGGUGAGCCAUGGCGGGUUUCUGCACUUUUUGACGGAUGAUUGGGAUGGCGUGCCCCUCGAUCAAGGUUCCCUAGCCACUGCGUGGACAAAUUGCAUGUGUCGUUCGUACCAAUUUGCCGAGUCACCGGAUGACAAGGACGACGUCAGACUCGUUGAGACAAAGGAGAGCUGGGCUCGGAGACAGCCUGCGUCGAGACAGCCGCUUACUGCGACGGAGCAGAGGGAGAUUCGGGCCAUUGUCCAGAAGCGACUGCUGCCGUAUCUGAAGAUCAAGGCAUGA